Messenger RNA from Branchiostoma belcheri (Belcher's lancelet), 3233 nucleotides. RefSeq names its product UDP-glucuronic acid decarboxylase 1-like. Gene Ontology annotation, cellular component: cytoplasm. Bases 192 to 1454 code for a protein of 420 amino acids. The transcript has 17 exons. Gene Ontology annotation, biological process: D-xylose metabolic process. Gene Ontology annotation, molecular function: UDP-glucuronate decarboxylase activity; NAD+ binding. The record is from RefSeq and is a predicted model, not a curated record. NCBI's taxonomy places the organism in Eukaryota, Metazoa, Chordata, Leptocardii, Amphioxiformes, Branchiostomatidae.
CUCUCCGGAAGUUGGCGGCCAAGUGAAAAAGCGAAGCGAAUUUGUUUUCAACUUUCCGCCAAGGUGGAGUUGUUUUACGGGGUCUCCCAGAUGUUGCGCCCUUGUACAGAGCCUAGAUGAGCUCCGACAGGCUAGCUAAGAUCUAAAAAAAGCCCCUACCGUGCACGGUGAAGCGGAUACCGCGCGCGCUCAUGCCUGUUUUCGGCUGGUGGGCCAUAAUGUCCCGUAAGACGAAAUAUGUUUUCAUCCUGGCGAUCCUAGUGGCCGCUAUUGUCGUUACAUGGGGGAGGGCUGGGAUCACCAAAGAUGACAUGGAGAGGUUACGCAGAGAGGAACUCAGCAGCCAAAUCAGAGAGGCUUUAGAGCCAUUGGAGAAAAGACUAGGAAACUUAGAGAAAGGCGAUAUGUCGAAAGCAGAAACACACAGCUCGGAGGACUCCAAGUAUCCCAAGGUCAAGUUCCUCAUGGAGAAGGACAGGAAACGUAUCCUGGUAACGGGGGGUGCAGGGUUUGUAGGGUCCCACCUUGUGGACCGUCUGAUGAUGGACGGCCAUGAAGUAGUCGUGAUGGACAAUUUCUUCACCGGGAGGAAGAGAAACGUGGAACACUGGCUCGGACACGAGAACUUUGAACUGCUGAACCAUGAUGUGGUAGAACCACUGUAUAUUGAAGUGGACCAGAUCUACCACCUAGCCUCCCCCGCCUCACCACCACACUACAUGUACAACCCCAUCAAGACAAUCAAGACCAACACAAUAGGAACUCUGAAUAUGUUGGGUCUUGCAAAGAGAGUCAAUGGCAGAUUUCUGCUGGCUUCAACAUCAGAGGUGUAUGGAGACCCAGAGGUCCAUCCCCAGAAUGAGGAGUACUGGGGACAUGUCAAUCCCAUCGGUCCACGGGCCUGCUACGAUGAAGGCAAAAGAGUAGCUGAGACAAUGUCAUAUGCUUACGCCAAGCAGGAGCAUGUGCAGGUCAGAGUGGCCAGAAUAUUCAACACCUUUGGUCCCAGGAUGCACAUGAGUGACGGCCGGGUCGUCAGUAACUUCAUCUUACAGUCGCUGCAGGACCAGCCAAUCACAGUUUUUGGGGCAGGGAAGCAGACAAGAUCAUUCCAAUAUGUCAGUGACCUGGUGAAUGGGUUGGUGAUGCUGAUGAACAGUAACAUUUCCACACCUGUCAAUCUGGGUAAUCCAGAAGAACACUCCAUAUUGGAGUUUGCAACAAUAAUCAAGAACUUGGUUGGUUGCAAAAGCGAUAUCGUCCACGUAAAGGAGCAGGAAGAUGACCCCCAGCGGAGAAGACCUGACAUCACAAAGGCCAUGGGCAUGGGGUGGCAACCAAAGGUGUCGAUGAUAGAAGGACUAAACAGGACCAUCGAGUACUUCCGCCAGGAGCUCUUCCAGUCUUCUCACAACCAGAAAAUGAUUCUCAGACCAGACGACAAACUGGUAUGAUCAUCCUGGGAAAAACAACCAUGCAAUAUCGCUCUGGAGUAGUUUUUACCUACAUACAAUACAGGAUAGGAACCCAAGUCUUCAGCACAUGCAUAUUUACUGUAACUAAUUAUCAUUAUUAACUGGUAAUUUCUGUAGUUUCAUACUACUUAGUAGUAUGUCCUGAUACUUUGUAGGUUCCAUUUUUGCGUUGAACCAGGUUAAAUUCGUCUUCCUGAUGUAAGGUUUUUCAUAGUUUUAUGGUCAGCACUGUAGCAGUUUGAUUAUAACAAAAUACACCGGUAGCUGUUUUGGGUACAUUAUGUGUAAAGAAAUUAAGGGCAAACAUUGUUGACAAAUUAUGAUGUUUGUCAGGUUCAAGGUUACUGUAUCUUUGUUGACAAUGAUUUUGAACAAAUCUACCAACUUAUAAAUGUUUAAAAUCUUACUAGUCUUAAAAUAGUUGUGCAGUAACCAUGGUUUAGAAGCUGGGUAGCAUCAAAACUACAUGUACAUUGUACAUGCACAGUUAGAAGACAAUAUGAUCUAGCUUAUUACUAAUUUAACUUAAUUUAUGUUUGAAAGAUUCAGUGCAGUCCUUUACAAAUAUGAUACUUUUUCCUAAGAUUUUAUUGCAACAUGUAAUUUACAUUGUAGGUGUGAAAAACUUAAGCCUUUAACGAUUCUCUUGCACAAGAAGAUAAAAGUUCACUUUACAUUAUUUUUCCAAGCCUUACAAUAUGUAUAUAAUGAAGUCUCACAGUUGUGCAUAGAAUAGCUUAGAUGACGAUACAUGUAGCUUCUCAAACGCUCAGAUAUUUACUAGUAUUAGAUCAAGUCUUUACUUAUUUUUCAAAACUAUUGUGUCCCUUAAAUGAAGAAAUGUAUAAUUCUGUUACGGUUAAUUCUGAAAAGGUCUGCCUUCAUACAAUGUGUUUCUGUCUUUUAAUGUACAAAAGACUAGCUAUGAAGGGAAUCUGUAAAAGCAAUACAUGGUUACAAAUAUUACGUAAAUUCUUAAGUAUAUUUCAGGGUAAACAAUCGCUGACUCUACCAGCAGAGAUCCCGAGUCUUUGUCAACAGACAGUCCAAUCAGGAUGCUGUUAAGUAAACAUGUUAGGGUCUCCAUUUACAAAUCCUAAAUUUCAAGUCAGUUCCUUGAUCCAACAUGAAUCGAAGUGGAAAAUUCUGAUGUCUUUAAAUUUAGACUCUGAUUUUGAUCUCUACCAAUAAAGACUGUGUGUGGGAUCUCUAUGGGUAGAAUCAGCAAAAAUACCAGUGGAAUCACUGAUUCUAUUAGAGUUCAUACUCUGGCAUACACAUGCAAGAGGCUACUAGUAUACAGAUGUAUUACCUUUUUGUCAUGUAAAUUGAUAUGACUUUUCAAUGCUUCUUAAAUUGUGUGUCCUUAAAUUUCAUUGGUCCGUGGCAGGUCCAUAAUCCUGAUUCUUAAAAAUUUGCUUUUCUUUUUUUUUUUUUGGAAAAAGGCAAUAAAGAAACUUACUCUAUAUUGAGUCUACAGAUCUAAAUGUGUAACAGUUUUCUUGGAUUAGAUGCUUUAUAUGAGUGAUAGAUUUGAACUAAGAUCCUUUAAAGUCCUCUUAACCUGUAGUACACAGAAGUAGCUGUUUGGUCACCAAUUCUCUGUUGAUUACAGGAUUAGGCAGCAAAGAGAAGGUUAGGAACACAUCAGAACAUCAAAAUUGUUUACUUAGAAUUAACGUUACAGGGUAACUAAAUCUAUGUAUGACCUGUACACAUGUUCAAUAAAGAAGAACUUCAACAAUGUUUUACACAUGA